AAACACCCCCACGCAUGAACCAUUCCCCUCCCUCUCCUCGCGCAAGCAUCCUCUCCUCGUACCCUCGCACGCGCUAGGGUUCCUGCGCCGCUGCCACACGGGAGCUUGUCGACCAGCCCAGCGUCCUCCGGAUCGCCGCCGCCCCUCUCCGGAUCGCCGCCGUCACCGCCCCGGAUCGCCACUUUCGCCGUCGGAAUCGCUGCCAACGUCUCGUCGCCCCGGAUCGUCGCCGUCCGGAUCGCCGCCGUCGCCGGGCAAUGGCGGUGGAGGUCGACGGCACCCGGAAGCGCGGGGCGGCGGCCUUCCUGGACGACCCCUUCGAGGUGCUGCAGGCGAAGCGGGGCCGGUACUCACCGUCCGCCACCGCGGCCUCGGUCGCCGACCUCGGCAUCAACAUGGAGUUCGACCCCGUCGAGGCGGUCCAGUCCGUCUUCCCCAGCGCCGAUCCGCAGCUUCUGCGGGGCUAUCUCGAAGCGUCGGGAAAUGUCUUGGAUGCUGCCAUCAGAAGCUUCAGGGAUUAUUUGGCAUCGGAUUCAGCAACGACCAAUGCUGGUGCCUCCUCAUCUGGAGUGGCAUCUGAUGUGCCGGUGAUGAAUACUCCAGCCAACAGGACUGAAUGGGCGGAGCUAAUUGUCAAGGAGAUGUCGUCCGCUUCAGAUCCGAAUGACACCAGGAAUCGAGUCUUCAGGAUACUUGAAAUGUUCGACAAAUGUGCCGCAAACUGCAGUACUCCUGAUGAGGCGCAUAAAAUGCGUGAGAUGAUUAUAGCAACUAUUUUGGGCUGACCUCUUGCUGUUCUAGCAAAAAAAAAUUAGUAUUUUGUUUUUCUCUACGAAAUAUAAGGACCGAAUGGAUUUUUGGUCUAUAUUGCAAAUAUGUAUAAUGGAUUAUUGGUGAGCUCGGUAUUGGUGGUCUACUCCCUUUCAUCCCUGUAUUUCUAAGAAAACCAAACUAAUAUGCAUCCAUGUAUUUUUUCUAAUUCAAGUUCUUUCAUAUGGGUUACGUAAAAAGCAAAUGUUGCUUCUUUUUAUUCAGAUGCUUUGAGAACCAAGUCUACCUGGUUCUCUUCCUUUCAUCCAUGUAUUUUAAUGUGCAGUGUACAGUGUGUAGAAUGAGCAAACUUGUGAAUCUAGAGCACAAACUCAUGAUUGAUCAAGGGAGUGGCACUGCCGGCUGGGUUAGAGUAUAAUCAACUGUACUUGGAGUUUUUUGUGAUACGUGUAGCUUUCAGCUUGCGAGCCUUUCAAAUAUGCAAGUGUCCGAUGCCAUAGGCUACUAUGGAAGUUGUGAAUGUUAUGUAGUUUCUGGUACUACUUGCAUUCAGAAAUGAACUAAUUCAGGCUGGCCAUCUAAGUUUUACAUUCCGUAUGUAUAGCGAGAUCAAAUUUAUUUGUUCUAGGGACAUUUCUGAACAUGCGUAUGGAAUAAGAUCAUGAACACGUAUAUGGAUUAUGAAUUUAGUAUUUUUUUGAGAAGUGAAUUUACUUUUAUCUAUUGAUAAAAAAUAUUUUUGUUGUCAGACGAAGGGCACGACGGAUGGCUCCGGCGGGAAGGUGAGCAGCGGUGGAGAUAAGCGAGGAAAGGAGUAGUGUGAGGCGGUUGGCGGUGUUGAAGAGGAUGAGAGGGCCGCACACUCGGUGCCAUGCUACUGGAGGGCCCGCUGCUGGAGGCAGUCCUAGGGAUUUUUGGAUCAAUGACAGUAACGUUGGCGACCCAGUUAUCUUCUUCCAUCUCUGGAUCCUGAAUCUACAGCUCUCUAAUCUGCAAAUACACGCAGUAGCGACGGGUACAAUUGCAUGGUUGUGACUGCCGACCAGUACACGAGUGGGGCUGCCGUUCUCCUACCGGUAAUCAGCUGCUCCAAUGCCACCGCAUAUAUACUCCGAUGAGUAUCCUUGAUAUCUUCCCUCCACAUUGCAUCUAAUGACACACUAACACAUUGCAUCUGAUGACACACUUCCAACUGGAAUAUAUCAAUUACAUACCACGGUGAAAUUUGAAACUUCCCUUGAGAGAUGCUAAAGUACUAUUUAUUUGACCGGCUUGGUGUACAUUGACCUUUACCGCCUGAAUGUUAUGAAUUAUAUUCGUGGUGGAUGAUAUGAAUGUCGGGGAGGUGAUGGAGAAGUAUGACGAGGAACUUGUGAAGGCUGAGGGCAUGGAGAAGAAGGGGAGAAUCUAAGUGGGAGGCUGACAUUGGCGAAGGAGAAGGCUAGAUGAGUGUUGGCAUUGGCAGACAACGGGUCAUUGCAGAUGGCAUUCACUGAAUUAUUCAAGGAAUUGAAGCUCCCAAAAUGAUCAAAUAAAUAAGAUAGCAAUGAGACAUAGAAUGUCGUGUUAUUAAUUAUCUUUGUCCUCAAAAAGGAUGUCGUGAUAGUAGUCGUGCUUUGCAUAUAAGUUGCUUCAACAACUAUAUUCUUGAAAUGAUGUGCCAUAGGUAGGUGGAAAAACUAAGAAAUACAAGCAUUACUCUGUGUGUGUGAGAGAGUGCUCUACACGCUGCCUUUAUGGAUUAAACCGGUGCUCUAAUUAAAUGAUAAAUUGAGUGUACUUUUUUUC
Molecule: messenger RNA, 2559 nt
Organism: Triticum aestivum (bread wheat)
Lineage: Eukaryota; Viridiplantae; Streptophyta; Magnoliopsida; Poales; Poaceae
Exons: 6
Coding region: 258-785 (175 amino acids)
Source: RefSeq, a predicted model, not a curated record